CGAAGUACUUUAUAAACGUUUUUAUACCGAGAAGUUGUUGAGACCAUUGUUCGGCUCGUUUAUGUCACAUGACUAUAGAAGGUACACGCACCCUUUGCCCGCAGUGCGCGGAUGGUGGCUGACUGGGAACGUUUGUGAUUCUUGUUUAUGAAAAAAGCAGGCGGGAUUUGACAUUUCGUGUGUAGAGUGCGGAAAGGAGCUGGAUCGCGCUCUGAGUUUGAGUAGCAUUGUUGUAGCGUGCGAUUUUUAAAUGCCUUCAGAUUGAAUGGCCUGCUAUGGAGGCAGCAGAAGAAACAGCAGUUGCUGAGGGAAUAGAGUCCCUUGCUGUGGAAGAGGAAGAAGAGGAGGAGGAGGAGGAAAGGCAUCAGGCAGGAGAAGAGGAAGAAAAUGCAGAGGAAGGGAAUGUAGAGGAGGAGGAAGAAGAAGAAAAUGCUGAAAAUGAAGACUGGUGCGUGCCAUGCAGUGACGAUGAGGUUGAAAACCCUGAUGGUUGGAUGCCACCCAUUAAAGAGAUCCAGCGUCUCUAUGAACUCAUCGCUAGUCAGGGGACUUUGGAGCUUCAGAUGGAACCUCCUCACUACCGUUCCCUGACACCUGACCAGGAGUCUGAUGAAGACCUGUCUGAUGAUGACUAUGAUGAUGACUAUGGUAAUGAUGAACCUGAGAACCAGUCUGAGGAAGAUGAGAAGGGCACCUUUUUGAAAGAAUUUGAAUUUGAUGACGAGCCUACAACUCCAAAACCAUCCUUCUUUGAUCGUCGGAGGACACCUGGAAGUUCAGUAAAGUCUGAGAAACGGGAAGCACGUAUGGACAAGGUUCUGUCUGACAUGAAGAGACACAAAAAUCUUGAAGAACAAAUCAGGAAAACGGGCCAAGACUUGUUUGACCUCGACUCAGAAAUGGCAACCCCGAAGCGUACCACAGCAUUUUUCCAGCGUCAACGGAAAUACUGAGGAAAACCUACCUAGCUGUACUGUCAUUCGACUGUCUUCUGUGGAGAAAGCUGGUGUAACUGAUGGGUUAAUCACAAACCAGUGCAUGAGCCCCUGAGUUGGCAUUUCAGUGCAUUGUUUACUGAAGCCAACUCUGCUUCUUAAGCAGGACUGGUUCUGUGAUUGAGCUACAAUCUUAAGCUUAAAAAAAAACAGGAGUGGAGAUUUUCUUGGCUUAUUGAUGGAAGAUUAAGCAGCUUUGUAGGCCGGAAGUGCCAACAAAGUACAUGGUGAGUAGCCACCAGGCAUGGUGGCUGCCAAAUAGUUUUAAAGCAGACAUGAUUGCAGAGGUUAGAAAUAGAAAUUAAUGACUAUAUUCAUCCAGAAGGAACGGAAUGAACUUUUCUUAGUAGAAAAUGUUUCCAGUUUUUACUUACAACCUAAAAUGGUUUUAAACUGUUUGAAAAGUAAAUGUGUUUGAAUCAUUUGAUUUUCUUAUUGUAUUUGUAAGUAAUUUUCUGUAUUAAUAAGUAUUUUUUAACUUUGUUAUUUAGUAACCUGUACAAGAACUUUUGUUUAGUAUGCAUAACAAAAUCAUGGCCAGCAAGGGAUGUGGAUUAAAAGCAUAUUUAACAUGGUAGCAUGUGUUUCGGCAAAGGGGCCACAUAGAGUACAUUAUGUUAUCUCUCUUUGUAUAUUGGCUUAAGAUCUCUGGCUCUGGGGUUCAUUUCUUAUUUCUGCUACCAAGUGUCUGAGAGUUUGCUUUUUCUUUUGUUUAUAUGGGUUUUCUGUAUUUACUCUUGUUUUUCUUUUCCUGCCUCCCCUAAACAUACUAGUUGACAACUCUAAAUAUAUAUAUAUAUGUGUAUGUGUGUGUGUGUGUGUGUAUAUAUAUAUAUAUAUAUAUAUAUAUAUAUAUAUAUAUAUAUAUAUAUAUAUAUAUGUGUGUGUGUGUAUAUGUAGAUACAUACAUAUUUUCUCUGCUCUUACGGCUAGAGUUGUAGUUAAGAAGGGUCCAUGGUAAGCACUUCACUUACCCAGUUAGUAAAUGAAUAAAUUAAAUGAAAUUACUGCAAAUUUUACUUGAUGACUUGCUGUUACACAAGGCUUGCCAUUACAUUUUUGGUUAAUCUGAUCCCCAUCUGAGAUGUAUAUUAAAUAGAAAAAGGGGACAGUACUUCAUAUUUGUGUUACUGAUUAUGCUUUUUAUGGAGUUGUACAACCACUAGCUGUUUUAUUGCAGCAGUAUUUGUGUUUUUUAGUGUGUGUGCAUGUGUGUGUCUUUGUGAAUGAUAAGUUUUAGACAUACAAUUAAAAAAAAAUAUAUAUAGCAACUUUCAGUUGAACAAUGCUCUUGAGUUUUCCUAGCUGUGCUCACUUUACUUUUUGUAGGUAGCUUGUAGGAAGGUGGUAGUUUUUUAUGCAGUGAAUUAACUAUAUUCGUUCAGGCCUCUACCUGCAUCUCCUGUGUCUCUUUGUAGGUAGCUGUAGGAAGUUGCUAGUUUUUUAUGCAGUGAAUGAACUAUAUUCGUUCAGGCCUACUUGUAGGCCCUGGACAUCCCUUUUAUUUCUGAGAGCUCUGCCUGAUCUGCUGCAGAAAUAUAAUAUGAAGUCUAUUUUGUCUCCCUCCAUGUUGUCUUUAUUUUUAAUUACUUCCGAACCAAAGGGUAGAAGGGUAACCGACAAACCUUUCUGUAAAAACUACAAUAAAUGCCCAGCCAAACUAGAGUCUUCACUAUUUAAAACCUUAAACCUUCUGUAGUGAGGACCCAUGGGAUAAAUGCAAAUGACCCCUUAUGGACAUACCAGUAUUUUAUCUGCAUGGCUUCUGAAUGCCCAUGAAUUUUUACUUUUUACAUUUAGGCCAAUAAAGCCAAACCCCAGUAGCUGUAGACAUUGCAUAUACCCCAGUCCUGUUUGUGAACCACAGCUGGCUUCAGAAAACAACAAAUGGAAAUGUUGACACGGAGGUUUCUUAUUAGGUCCCAAAGUUGUAGGCUUUUACAUCAAUUCUGUAAGAAAGUCCAUCUUUGGUGACAUAACCCCCUGUCCUUCCCUGCCUUGUUUAAUUUUUAUUUCUGGCUUUUUUUUCUCUAAUGUGAGCCUCUUGAGUUCUACUAAAUGCUGAACUGGAGACACUUUAUGCAAUGGUGCAUGAUGUUGAAGUGUAUGGGAAAUAAACUGGAAACGUUUUAUGUGCUAAGCAGCAUUACAACAUGGCAUACAGAUCGCUAAAGAUGGGCUUUUAAAAAAAGAUUUAACAUUAUAUCAACUACCCUUAAGUUUUAUUUUCUGUGAUCUUAAUUUCAGAGCUCUUUUUGAGUGAUUUUUAAUGGACAAAUGCUUCCCACGACAUAUCAUUAGUAAGUGUUCAUUUGUGGGUAUUGUCUCUUAAACUUGGUUCUGUGAAGAGACUGUGCCUUGAGCUGAACCGCAUAGAAUGUCUAAUUCUGAGAUCUGCCCUGCCCUAUGAUCUGCGGGAAAAGAAUAGUUUAGCAGCCUACUGAAUCAGGAAGACAGGUUUACACCUUAUAAUGUGGAAAGUAAUAAAACUUGGCUGUUACUUUUAAUUACUUUUGUGACAGUUUAACUGUAAUUUUUGUGUGCCUGGCCCUCUAACUUGUUUGUGCUUGUGCUCAACUGUGUGUCUACAGCACUACUUGUGCGUGCUGCCUUCAGUGUACUUUUCUUACAGUAUAUCUAUGUAUUUGUUGCAAUUUAUUGUAGCAGGUGUUUUGCAUGUACAGCAUUCAGCACCAAGAUUACGCAUUUAUAAUGUGAAAAGAAAUAAUCUGAACAAGUAAAUCAAAAAAGUGCUUUGGUCAACAUAAA
Protopterus annectens (West African lungfish) is the source of this 3764-nucleotide messenger RNA. It is a transcript of the gene PAGR1, whose product is annotated as PAXIP1 associated glutamate rich protein 1. Bases 276 to 953 code for a protein of 225 amino acids. The transcript has 4 exons. The record is from RefSeq and is a predicted model, not a curated record. Lineage: Eukaryota; Metazoa; Chordata; Ceratodontiformes; Protopteridae.